CACAGCGAUCACAUCAUCAUUUCGCCGAGAGAUCAGGUGGGUUGAACGAAUAGGGAGCAGGUGCGCCUUAGAACCAGAGGAACACAAGUUUUGUCAUGCCUAUAAAAUUAGUUUGGCGUUUCCAUUUUUUCCGCCAUAUUAGUUCAGGGCAAGGGUUUUUGAAAUAGAGACAGGAGGGGGUUUGGGAAGUGUUUUUGGUGUUUCCAUUUUCAUUUCAAAGCGAUGGUGGAGGAAGUUACGGUGAAGCAAGCAGAGAAUGCGGCCACAAAAGUGGAGGAAGCCCUAGCCCCCACUGGUCAAGUAGCGCAGUCUUCGAAUGAAGCAACCAUUGAGUCCAAUGCUCAGGGAGACACGGAGUCUUCUUGCAACAACAACGCUGACACUUCUGCGCGGCCUUCUGAUGCAGAUCGUGAGAAAUCUUUGGAGUAUGCGGAGGAGUUGAUGGAGAAAGGGUCCAAGGCUGUGAAAGAAAGCGAUUUCUCUGAGGCUACCGAUUGCUUCAGCCGUGCCCUUGAAAUCAGGGUUGCGCAUCAUGGUGAACUUGCUUUUGAAUGUGUCAAUACAUACUAUAAAUAUGGAUGUGCGCUACUAUACAAAGCUCAAGAAGAGGCUGAUCCAUUGGCUACCAUGCCAAAUAAGGAGGCUGAAUCCCAUGAAAACUCUAACAAAGAUGGAUCAAUGAAGAAUGCUGUAAAUGAUGAAUCUUCGACAGCCUCUGUUAAUGCUGAACAAGAUGGGAGUUCAAAUGAUCAGAAGGUAGCUGCAGAUGAUGACACCAAUGGGAAGGAGCAGGAAGAAGAAGAUGAAGAAAGUGAUGAUGAAGACCUGGCUGAAGCAGAUGAAGAUGAGUCUGACCUGGAUUUGGCAUGGAAAAUGCUGGAUGUCGCCCGGGCAAUUGUUGAAAAACAUUCAGCAGCUGACACAAUGGAGAAAGUGGACAUAUUGUCAGCAUUGGCUGAAGUUGCUUUGGAGAGAGAGGAUAUUGAAACUUCUCUCAGUGACUAUCAGAAAGCAUUAUCUAUUUUGGAACGCCUGGUUGAACCAGACAGUCGACAUAUAGCUGAACUAAAUUUUCGGAUAUGUUUGUGUUUAGAGAUUGGCUCAAAGGCUCAGGAAGCAAUUCCAUACUGCCAGAGGGCUAUAUCAAUUUGCAAGUCUCGGGUGCAAAGGCUCUCAAAUGAAAUAAAGAGUUUGUCAGAAUCACCAGCAAUAUCCCCUACCCCUGAAUUGGAUCAGUCUGCCCAGCAGUCUUCCAAUGUAUCCCAAGCUGGCAAUUCUAUUUCUGAUAAAGAGUCUGAGAUUGAAACACUCAAUGGCCUAGCUAGUGAGCUGGAAAAGAAGCUUGAAGAUUUGCAGCAGCUGGUUUCCAACCCAACAUCAAUUCUCUCAGAAAUCUUGGGGAUGAUGUCUGCCAAGGCUAGAGGUGCAGAUAAGGGUGCAUCCCCAUCAGUGAUGGGUUCUUCCCAGAUAGGUUCUGCUAACAGCCAUGGAGGUUUUGACUCUCCAACUGUUUCCACUGCUUCUCACACUAACGGGGCUGCUGGAGUCACACAUCUAGGUGUGGUAGGAAGAGGAGUGAAGCGAGUGUCAAUGAACUCAGGCACAGCAGAAUCAAGCCCAAUGAAAAAACCUCCAUUGGAUUCAUCACUGGAUAAGGGUGAUGAUGGCAGUGCAUCCUGAAGAUAUUGGAGUUUUGGAGGUGCAUGCUUGGACAAUUCUUGGUGUGGACUAGUUGAAGUUUGAGUGAUGAAUCUCGCCAUUCAAAUAAAGUUGAGUGUCUAGAGGACUGCUGGUUUAUCCUCUUUGCAAGUUGCUUCUGGUGCCUUGCUUAGUCUACUGGUUGUCUACAGUCUAGGGUAGUAUGCUAUUAGUUUUUGCUAUAGCUGUGAAGAACAGUACCUGAAAUGUCCACUAUUCUCUGAAUAGUAAGUUUAAAAGUUUCAGCAUUUUAAAUGCACUCCUUCCAAUUCAAGAGCAUAUGAUUAUUACAAAUAGAAGAUAUGGUGCUAUUUAUUCUAUA
Molecule: messenger RNA, 2020 nt
Organism: Vitis vinifera (wine grape)
Lineage: Eukaryota; Viridiplantae; Streptophyta; Magnoliopsida; Vitales; Vitaceae
Exons: 6
Coding region: 223-1680 (485 amino acids)
Biological process (GO): CENP-A containing chromatin assembly; DNA replication-dependent chromatin assembly
Cellular component (GO): nucleoplasm
Molecular function (GO): histone binding
Source: RefSeq, a predicted model, not a curated record